AUGGUCAAAGCAGCGGUACUUGGAGCUUCUGGUGGCAUUGGCCAGCCACUGUCUCUCUUGUUGAAGACCUGUCCCUUGGUUGACGAGCUUGCUCUAUACGAUGUUGUAAACACUCCUGGUGUUACUGCUGAUCUCUCCCACAUCUCAUCUAUCGCUAAAAUCUCCGGCUUUCUGCCCAAGGAUGAUGGGCUGAAGCAUGCCCUUACUGGUGCUGACAUUGUUGUCAUUCCGGCCGGUAUCCCUCGCAAGCCUGGUAUGACCCGUGACGACCUCUUCAAGAUCAACGCCGGCAUAGUGCGAGACUUGGUCAAGGGCAUUGCCGAAUUCUGCCCCAAGGCCUUUGUCCUGGUUAUCUCAAACCCCGUUAAUUCUACUGUUCCUAUUGCUGCAGAGGUGCUCAAAGCUGCUGGCGUCUUUGACCCCAAGCGCCUCUUCGGUGUCACCACCCUGGAUGUCGUUCGUGCAGAGACAUUCACCCAAGAGUUCUCGGGCCAGAAGAAUCCUUCUGAUGUUAAAAUCCCAGUUGUGGGUGGCCACUCUGGCGAGACCAUUGUCCCCCUAUUCAGCAAGACUACUCCCGCGGUUCAGAUACCUGAGGAGAAGUAUGACGCACUGAUCCACCGUGUCCAAUUUGGUGGAGAUGAGGUGGUCCAAGCUAAGGAGGGCGCUGGUUCCGCAACCUUGUCUAUGGCCUAUGCCGGUUACAGGUUCGCCGAGAGUGUUAUCAAAGCUUCAAAGGGUCAAACGGGCAUUGUCGAGCCUACCUUCGUCUACCUGCCUGGAAUUCCCGGUGGUGAUGAGAUUGUCCAGGCAACUGGCGUGGAAUUCUUCUCUACUCUCGUAACCCUAGGAACCAAUGGCGCAGAGAAGGCUAGCAACGUUCUGGAGGGCGUGACCGACAAGGAAAAGAAGCUCCUCGAGGCUUGCACGAAAGGCCUUAAGGGUAAUAUCGAGAAGGGCAUCGACUUCGUCAAGAACCCACCACCAAAGUAAACGCGCCCACCCCCGUUCAUCAGCUGCAGGAUUCCCACCCACCAGUCGGUUAUUUGCCAUCUAUAUCGCACUCCUGUCUCCAUCGAAAGGACCUCGUUCUUUCGGUGACUUACUUUCCAAUUCACGAAACUGAAAGAACCCCGCUAAUCAUUGAUACCUGAGCAAGAUAGGCUUUGAAGCAUGAGAUUAUUUAAAGACGAAUGGAUGAAUGUGGAAUCGUGUCGUUUCGGUGGAAGAGGAUAGCAAAGACAGGCAGAAUGGAAACGUAAUUGUACUCCUCAUAUCUGCACGCACUUGUCUCAAUGUACUGUAGGAGCAGGGAAAGUGGCCUGUGACCCGAUUGUAGAGCAUUAGCCGAAUCGGCUACCCAGUCUAUCUGGUGCUGGGCUCGAUUUUCAGGUCGUUUUGAAGUAUUGCCUCUAGGC
Molecule: messenger RNA, 1418 nt
Organism: Aspergillus nomiae NRRL 13137
Lineage: Eukaryota; Fungi; Ascomycota; Eurotiomycetes; Eurotiales; Aspergillaceae
Product: malate dehydrogenase
Exons: 8
Coding region: 1-993 (330 amino acids)
Biological process (GO): tricarboxylic acid cycle; carboxylic acid metabolic process
Cellular component (GO): cytoplasm
Molecular function (GO): L-malate dehydrogenase (NAD+) activity
Source: RefSeq, a predicted model, not a curated record